AGGGGCUUCGGGGUUGGGCUGGGUUCCGAGCACGGCGGCCGCUUCUGCAAUCGUUGCUCUUCCCUUGGGCUCCCCUAUUCCAAAGGCAAGCCCUGGGGACGACUCCCACAGCUCCGCCGCGCCUUUCCAGUCUCCCUCGACCGCCACCUCCAAUUCGGAAACCUGGAAAAAGUUCCUCCACAGCGGCCAGCCUGAAGAAAAGCCACAUUCGUGUGGCUGGGCUCCAGCCCGCCUCCCCUCCCAGACGCCCUCCGCCCCCACCCCCAACUUUGGAUUGCUGCUUCCUCCCGGGCUGCGUGGCUUUCCUGAAAGCAGCUGGGCGGCGCGCUGCUGGUGGAAGGAGGCAAGGCAGGCGAACUAGGCGCGCGGGGCAGAAAGCCAGAAGAAUCUGCUUCAGGUGCCCACAUUUUUAAGAAUAAAUCCUUUAAGAAAGCCAAAAUCUGCAGUGUCUGCAAACAAGUUAUUGAGAGUCAAGGUGUUUCAUGCCGAGUGUGCAAAUAUUCCUGCCACAAGAAAUGUGAAGCAAAGGUGGUGAUACCCUGCCACGUACCAAUCAAUGACCCAAUGCCUAACAACUCUGAUGUAUCUGGUCACGUAGCCAGGACAGCAUCUGACAGUUUUUCAAAAAGUUCUUCAUUCUGCUGUGAUAAGUUUUCUCAGAGUGCCAUCUUGGAUCAUAUCAUGGAGGAAGGCUAUGAACUCGAUCUUACCUACAUCACUGAGCGGAUCAUUGCUGUCUCCUUCCCAGCUAGUUGCUCUGAGGAAACUUAUCUACAUAACCUUCAAGAUGUAACCCGGAUGCUAAAAUCCAAACAUGGAGAUAACUACCUGGUGAUAAACCUCUCAGAAAAGCGAUAUGACCUUACGAAGCUUAACCCAAAGAUUAUGGAUGUGGGUUGGCCUGACCUUCAUGCCCCUCCCCUUGAUAAGAUGUGCACCAUCUGUAAAGCUCAAGAGAAUUGGUUAAACAGUGACCCUCAGCAUGUAGUGGUCAUUCACUGCAGGGGUGGAAAAGGACGGAUAGGAGUUGUCAUAUCAUCGUACAUGCAUUUCACCAACGUUUCUGCCAGUGCUGACCAAGCUCUCGACAGAUUCGCAAUGAAGAAAUUUUUUGAUGAUAAAGUUUCAGCUUUAAUGCAGCCAUCCCAGAAAAGAUAUGUUCACUUCCUCAGCGGUCUUCUCUCGGGAUCUGUGAAAAUGAAUACCACACCACUCUUUCUGCACUUUGUAAUUCUCCAUGGCAUCCCCAACUUUGAUACUGGUGGAGUUUGCCGACCGUUUUUGAAGCUCUACCAAGCAAUGCAGCCAGUCUAUACAUCAGGAAUCUACAAUGUUGGUCCAGAAAACCAAAGCAGAGUCUGCAUUGCUAUUGAACCAGCCCAACUCCUAAAGGGAGACAUAAUGUUGAAAUGUUACCACAAAAAAUAUCGAUCUGCCACCCGUGAUGUCAUUUUCCGCCUUCAGUUUCACACAGGAGCCAUUCAGGGCUAUGGGCUGAUGUUUAGAAAGGAAGAUCUGGACAAUGCCAACAAAGAUGACCGUUUUCCUGAUUAUGGGAAGAUUGAAUUAGUGUUUUCUGCUACACCUGAGAAAAUACAAGGGUCUGAGCAUUUACAGAAUGACCACGGAGUGGUUGUGGAUUAUAACACUGCAGACCCACUGAUCCGAUGGGAUUCUUAUGAAAAUAUGAGUCCUGAUGGGGAAGUGUUACACACCCAAGGUCCAAUUGAUGGCAGCCUUUAUGCUAAAGUGAGAAAGAAGAGCAUAUCUGACAACGGCAUCCCUAGUGGGACCCAGGUCGUUCCAGUAACCAGCAGCCCUGAUCACAGUGACCAUACCCUGUCUGUUAGCAGUGAUUCAGGUCACUCCACUGCCUCAGUAAGGACAGACAAGACUGAAGAACGCUCAGCUCCAGGCACGAAAAGGGGAUUGAGCCCACAAGAAAAGGCAGAACUGGACCAGCUCCUCAGUGGGUUUGGACUAGAAGACUCUGUAAGCUCCCCAAAGGAUAUGACUGAUGCCCGCAGUAAAUACAGUGGGACUCGUCACGUAGUGCCAGCCCAGGUUCAUGUGAAUGGAGACUCCAAGCUGAAAGACAGGGAGACAGACAUCCUAGAUGAUGAGAUGCCUAAUCAUGACUUACACAGCGUGGACAGUAUUGGGACUUUGUCUUCUUCAGAAGGUCAACACUCCAGCCACCUUGGAAAUUUUACCUGCCAUAAAAGCAGUCAAAAUUCUCUCUUAUCAGAUGGCUUUGGAAGCAACACUGGGGAAGACCACCAUAUUGCCCUUGCUCCAGACCUGGGCAUUGGUGUAGAUCCCCUUUAUGAGCGAUCAUUUGGAAAUGGUGAGCCCAAGCAGGUUCAACAACUUUUGAGGAACCCUACAGGGCCAGCUCAGGCACCAACCUAUGGACAGGGCACCUAUUCCACUCAGACCUGGGUGCGCCAACAACAAUUAGUUACAGCACAUCAGUAUAGCUACACAGCAGAUAAUGAGGGGAGGUUUGCCAUCCACAACUCUUCAGAGAAUUCAAACUAUGUCCCAGCCCAGCCCAGGGUCCCACUAACUCCCACAAGAGGAUCCAGCAGCAGGGAUGCUGUGCAGAGGGGCUUAGGUAGUAUAUCGAAUCCCAAUGAAGUACCGCAGCACUCUUACCCAGAGGGUUUCAAACCUAGGUUAACACCAGAGAAAGAGAUAAAUGGGGUUGAAAUGGGAUUGAAUACGGGAAUUUUACCAGGAUCUCCAACUCUGGAUAUUGACCAAUCGAUUGAACAGCUCAAUAGGCUGAUCUUGGAACUAGACCCAACAUUUGAACCUAUCCCAACUCAUAUGAAUACCAUGACAAGUCAAGCAAAUGGAUCUGCAUCUCCUGACAGCAAAGUGGGAGGACUGCGGGUGAACCACAGAUUUCUUGAGAAAGGAGAGAACAUAAGCAGGAAUUCCAGCCAACAUGGAGAUGAUCCAUCUGGAGGGAGAAUCAGGAAAUUAAGCCUUGGCCAGUACGACAAUGACAGUUCCGGGCAGCCAUCAUUUACUGGAUGUGGAUGGGUAAAAGCUACUAAUAUGGAUCCAGUUCCAACUCUGGGACCCUAUAUUACUUCAGGAGAAACCAAAGAGACAAUGGUAGCCAAUUAUCCUCAAGAGCUUGAUGUGAUUGAUGGCGGAAUAUUCUCACCAACGAAAAAUGGGAAUGAAUCAGUCCCUCCUACUCCAUCUUUUCCCAUAUCACCAGAGACACCAUAUGUGAAAACUCCUCCACAUUAUCCCCAGAUCAGUCCAUCAGAGCAACUCAGGAGUGGCCCAACCAAUUUGUACAAAACAGGACAUGAACCUCGGAGUUACACUGAAGGCCUUAAUCACACAGUGGUGAUGUCAGACAGCCCAAUAGGAACAAACCCUGCUGUGUUUCGGUCUGAGAGGCCAACAACUCCUUCUUGUCAGCGAACCUAUCCAUCUGCCUGUACAGCUUCAAGCAAUAGCUCCCUUCAGAGAGGCGAGAGUCCUUCCACAGCAGAGCACCAAUGGCUAGAGAGCAGUCCCAAAUCUACUCUUUCACCACAACUGUCAAUGAUGGGGAGCAGCCGACCCACAGGCUUCCUUGUUGCUUCCGAGUUUUCCAGUCCAGUACCAGAUUCUUCCCUCUUGUCUCAUUUCCCACCUACGGAGCUGCAGGUUUCUAAUCUAAACAAUCAUGAAAACUCACCAGCAGAACAGUCCCAAGAAAUGUUGGGCAACCCAAGUGGCCGAGCCUUCCUGAACUUUGGUGUGCCUAGCAUUGGCAACAGCCUACAGCCAGGAGAGAAGCCAGGGACCUUACUGACUAAUUCUAAUGGAGCAUCUAAACCGCCAAUUGCCCCACUGACAGGAGUUGUCGACAAUGGCUUCUUGCCCCAUAAUUUUCUCACAGUGGCCCCUGGACACAGCAAUCAGCACAGUCCAGUCCUACCACACACAGGCUUGCCCCUGCAUUCACAACCACCCCUUCCAGAGAAGAAGAGGGCAUCUGAAGGAGACCGCUCCUUUGGCUCCGUCUCUCCAUCUUCCAGUGGCUUCUCCAGCCCCCAUAGUGGGAGUACAAUCAGCAUCCCUUUCCCAAAUGUCCUUCCAGACUUUUCUAAAGUUUUAGGCACCUCCCCCUUGCCAGAAAAUCCAACUGAUAAACAUGUGACUGUGAAAUUUGUUCAAGACACAUCCAAGUUCUGGUACAAGGCAGAUAUUUCAAGAGAGCAAGCUAUCGCCAUGCUGAAGGAUAAAGAACCAGGCUCAUUCAUUGUUCGGGACAGCCACUCUUUCCGGGGAGCCUAUGGCCUGGCCAUGAAGGUUGCCACGCCUCCUCCUUCAGUCCUGCAGCUUAAUAAGAAAGCUGGAGAUUUGGCCAAUGAACUCGUCAGGCACUUUUUGAUUGAGUGUACAUCUAAGGGAGUAAGAUUGAAAGGAUGCCCAAAUGAACCAUAUUUUGGGAGUUUGACUGCUUUGGUAUAUCAGCAUUCCAUUACUCCUCUGGCAUUGCCAUGCAAGCUCCUGAUCCCAGACCGAGAUCCCUUAGAAGAAAUGGCAGAAAAUUCUCCACAAACGGCUGCAAAUUCUGCAGCUGAACUGCUAAAACAGGGGGCAGCCUGCAAUGUUUGGUACUUAAAUUCCGUGGAAAUGGAGUCACUCACAGGCUACCAAGCUGUACAGAAAGCAUUGAGCAUGACGCUGGUUCAAGAUCCUCCUCCCAUUUCUACAGUUGUCCAUUUCAAAGUGUCUGCCCAAGGAAUUACACUGACUGAUAAUCAACGGAAACUUUUCUUCCGAAGACAUUAUCCAGUGAACACUGUCAUUUUCUGUGCUUUGGAUCCACAGGACAGGAAGUGGAUCAAAGAUGGCCCUUCGGCAAAAGUAUUUGGAUUUGUUGCAAGAAAACAAGGGAGCGCUACGGACAACGUGUGCCACCUGUUUGCAGAACAUGAUCCCGAGCAGCCUGCCAGCGCCAUCGUGAACUUUGUAUCAAAGGUCAUGAUUGGUUCACCCAAAAAGAUCUGAAGCCUCCCUUUCCCCUUUGUUGUGAGUAGGGAGGGAUGGCGUCCUUUUGAACAAUUCACUCAAACGUACUGAUCCCAAGAAGAAAAGUUGUAGGUUUUUCUUCUUCCUUGCUUGCUUUUUUUUUUUCUUGUUUUAAAAGAAAGACUUCAAAAUUCUUUGGCCUUUCUCAAGAGGAAAUUUUUGUUUCUUGAAACAUCUUCACAGCCAAGUAUCAAAGAAGCUAUGUUUGGAGCAUCAGGGAGUUCACUUCGGAGAUAAACUUUCAAAGAAAAAUUUUUGUACCCUUCUUCACCUUGCCCAGUUUCUCUUAAGUGAACAUGGAAUGAUUGCCUGGUUACUCACUAUAUCCCAUGAAUUUUACAAGAUUCAGUAUGUAAUAGAACUGUAUGCCUGGCCUUAUGGAGACACUUGUCCUAUUUGCAUCCACAGUAGCCAUGACCCUCCCGAACUGAUGUUCUUUCAGAGGAUCAUGGGCCUCUUGUACAAUCGUUUGCUCUUCCCUUCAUCUUUCCAUAACCAAGACUAGAGUUGAACUGAGAAGGGGGAAGUAUGUCUAAUGAAGGUUAGUGUAGGUUGAUUUUUUUUCAGGGACCAUGAAGACAGAGAGGUGCAAGGAUACUGAGAUUGUAAGGUCUAAAUCUGGGAAUGAUUGAGGUCAUUGUGCUUUAUGAAAAGUUAGAGAUGUCAUUUUUUUUUUAAAAAAAUGUAUGGUGAAGGCUUGAUGUAUUCUGUUCACUUAAAAAAAUAUAUUUUGUAUGAAGAGUCAAGCAAGAAAGAAACCAUUUUAAUAAUAGCAGGAUAAAAAUGAGGGAAAAGCAAAAAAAUGAUUUUAUAUAAUUUAUAUUUUUGCCUAUGCCAGAUUAUUUAUAGUAGAAAUUUGAUAUUGCUAUAUUGUACGAGUACUCUUUACUAGACACCUUGUUGAGCUUUGCAUUUUUUGUGUUAUUGUAUCUAAGUAUAUUCCAUUGCAUGUGCCUUGCUUAGAAAGUAUGUCAAUAUUUUCUUAUGGUGUUAUUUUAACACAUUCUGCAUUUUGGAAAUAUUGUUUUAACAGAAAGUCUUGUUGCAUAUUUGGAUUUUUUUUUUCAAUAUUUUGUUCAUCGAUUUCACUUCUUUAUGGUUUUUAUUCCUAAAUUUUCUUAUUGUGGAUAGAAUCAAGUAAUGCAUCCAGAAGGGAAAAGAAAAUUAGUUUGUUAAACUCUUGCCUUGGCAUCUGCUUGUUAUGUUGGAUGUCAUUUUUAAGGAUAGAAACAAGAUUAUAGAUAGGACACCUUGGGCCUUUAUAAGCUUUCGUAUGGCUCUUGUCACACUGCUAAGUGGUUUGCUUUGUAUUAUAGUCAAUGCCCUGAGUGUGGCAUCCUAAGAACGAAGGUAAGAAAAGGGAUGAUCCUUGAAAAUAUAAACAUUUUUAGUUUUCAUAUUAGCUGCUGUAUUAUAUGGGCAAAUACGUACUUGUGUAUAUUUCUGUCUCCAAAUGGUUUUCCCUGAAAAUAUGUCAUUGGUGAAAUUCUUCUGGGACCAAUGAUCCAGGGCUUUGCCUAGUUGAUGAAAAAUUAACUUUCUCCUCUGUAGUGCACAAGGUGCUGAAUAAAUGUUCAAAGACCCUAAGUAUCCCCCAUUAAAGUUUUCCUUAAGAAUAAUUCCUAUCCUUCCCCAAUUCAGAUAUCAGUCUUUAUUUUAUGCAAGAAUCAUAGUGACCAACUUAGGCUUUAAAAAUUUACUCUUAUAAAGAGAUUAUUUUAAUGCACGGGUCAGGGCAGCAAAAGGCAGGGAAAAAGAUGGCAGCUCAAAUGCAAUUGGAAUUGACUGAGUUGCCAUGGGCAUUGUAUAUAAAGCUUAACAGGUAGAGAUAACUUCUUGCUCCAGUUGACGUGACAAAAGCCAGGGCCUCAUUUCUGUGCCAAAUGCUUUAUGAUUCUGUUACACAAAAUUUACUCAUCAUUUGGUAUUUGCAUUGCCAUUUAAAGAGACUGCUUGGGCAUUUUGGAGAUUCCAUGUGUCUUAAGAACAGCCAAUCAAACAGAAUGCUAACUCCUAAACCACUUCCAAGGAGUGUCCAGUCCAACAGUGUUUCAUUUCCUCAGAAGUUUGGGAAAGCUAAAUGCUUGAGAGGGCUUAAAUUACUGGAUCUGCCAAGAGUGCUACUCUCAUGGAAAGGUCACCCCCAGAUAAGAAGAAAAAAAAUUUGUUUAGGACUUAAAUCAGAUUCGAACAAGCCUUCUUUUUGAAGAGAAUGCCAUGGAACUGGGGCCUCUCUUUUCCUGCCAGUACACAAUGACUUGGAAUUCUCAAGAUAUUAUCAUAGUAUUUCAUGCCCACAUGUAUUCAGGAAAGACUCCAGAGCCUGAAGUUGCCAUUUUUUUUUUAAAAGAUCAUUUACUGGCAUGCUUAUUUUUUAUUUUUUGCUGUUUUUACAUUUUUGCUCUGUGUUAAAAAAGAGCAUCAGGAAAAAUCUACUAGGAGCUUGACUCUUCUUAGCAGGAAAUAUAGGGUCCAUUUUUAUGGUUGCAAGGAGAGCUCUCUCAGUGUGUUUCUCUGAUGAUAUGUUACCACAUAUAUUAAAAAUGUAUGAAAUAAUUUUACAUACUCAAAAGAAAAACUGUAAGGUAUACUCGAUAGUAACUAGCCUAUAUAGUCACAUAGCAUUCUUUUUGUGACAAAUGUGCAGCCAGACCAUUAACACAACAUACUUUCCCCAGGAUGUUUCAAGAUGUGUAUAUGCAGUACUGAAAAAAAAAAAAGACUGGUGAACUCAGAUUAGCUUUUUGCCACAUGUAUUUGUAGCCAGGCGCCCAUUAACCUGCUUGUUAAAUUGUAUUGCUGUAAUCCUUCAGUGUUAUAAUAUGGACAUGCUAAAAAGCCAUGCUUAAUUAAAUGGUGCCAGUGUAUCCUAAGUAUCAUUGACAUGUUAACAUAGCCUUCUCUGCCUUAUCUAUUAGUAGAUAUUUUACCUUUGCUCCAUACUGUAAAAAAUAUAUUCAGUAUGUAAAUGAAUGUCCUAUAAAUUCUUUGUAUAGUCGAUUUCUCUGCUUUUUAAAUAUCACCUCUAUUCAGAGUAUAAUAAAAUUAU
Dromiciops gliroides (monito del monte) is the source of this 8098-nucleotide messenger RNA. It is a transcript of the gene TNS3, whose product is annotated as tensin 3. Gene Ontology annotation, molecular function: phosphatase activity; protein binding. The record is from RefSeq and is a predicted model, not a curated record. Bases 565 to 5028 code for a protein of 1487 amino acids. NCBI's taxonomy places the organism in Eukaryota, Metazoa, Chordata, Mammalia, Microbiotheria, Microbiotheriidae. Gene Ontology annotation, biological process: dephosphorylation. The transcript has 32 exons.